CUCAUUACAACUGCAACAGCAAGAAAAAUACUCAAACAUUGUAUUAUUCCUUGUAAAUUAAACACACAAGCAAGUUUAGUACCACCAAUUUUCAUAAAAUGUUCAAGCUAACGUCCUCCCACAAUGAAGAAGAUCUCGUAGCCCGCCGAUGCGAGUGGGUAAACGGGCCGGUAAUUGUUGGGGCCGGGCCAUCAGGUUUAGCCGUAGGGGCGUGUCUAAAAGAGCAAGGGGUGCCCUUUGUAGUCCUAGAUAGAGCUAAUUGCAUUGCUUCUCUUUGGCAAAAACGUACAUAUGAUAGGGUCAAACUACACCUUCCUAAGAAUUUUUGUCAAUUGCCCAAAAUGCCCUUUCCUGAGUCUUAUCCAGAGUACCCUACCAAGAGCCAGUUUAUUACCUACCUUGAGUCCUACGCAAAGCACUUCGGAAUCGAGCCCGAAUUCAACACGAGCGUUCAGUCUGCCAGGUAUGAAAACGCGUUUGGGCUUUGGCGGGUCAAGACUACGGGCCAUGCUGAGGGCCCAGAUGGGCCCGAGGUUGAGUACUUGUGCCGGUGGCUCGUGGUGGCCACCGGAGAAAAUGCUGAGUGUGUGGUCCCUGAUAUUGACGGGCUAGCCCACUUUGGCGGGAAGGUGAUCCACUCGAGCGAGUACAAGACAGGCGAAUCGUUCCGUGGCCAAAAGGUACUAGUGGUCGGGUGCGGGAACUCGGGCAUGGAGGUCUCCCUAGACCUCGCAAACCAUAAUGCACAACCUUCUAUGGUGUGCCGUAACUCGGUUCAUAUCCUUCCUAGAGAAAUUAUGAGAAAAUCGACAUUCGAGCUUGCAAUGUUUCUAAUGAGAUGGAUUCCUCUUUGGUUGGUAGACAAAAUAUUGAUAUUUUUCGCCUGGCUUAUACUUGGUAACGUGGAGAAGUACGGGCUCAAAAGGCCUAAAACUGGACCACUUGAACUAAAGAACGAGCAUGGAAAGAGCCCUGUGUUAGACAUAGGUGCCUUGGCUAAAAUUCGAUCUGGGGACAUCAAAGUUGUGCCUGGAAUCAAGAGUUUCUACGCAAACAGCGUCGAGCUCGUUAAUGGUGUGGCAAUGGAGGUUGAUUCAGUCAUUCUAGCUACAGGGUAUCAUAGCAAUGUUCCUUCUUGGCUUCAGGAUGGUGAAUUCUUUAAUAAGAAUGGAAUGCCAAAAUCUCCAUUUCCAAAUGCAUGGAAAGGAAAGAGUGGACUUUAUGCAGUUGGAUUUACAAGGAGAGGGCUUGCUGGUGCUUCUUUGGAUGCCGUAAAAAUUGCAGAAGAUAUAUGCAGAGUUUGGAAAAAAGAAACUAAGCAAAAGAAACUAAAUGCACCUCGAUUUAGGAGGUGUUUCACUACAUGAUUUUAAUGUAUAAUGAGUAUGGAAUUACAUGCAUUAUAUUUUUUUUUUUUUUUAUAAAAGGUUUAAGAAAAUAACAUAUUUAAUAGAAAAGCAUAGUAAAUGUUGAGCCGCAUCUGCCGAAAUUUGGUGAUCUUGGUGAACCCAUUGUUUAUCCGGCUUGUGAAUACUGCAUUGUUGAAAGGAUUCCCCUAAUAGCUUAUUUAAUGACCCAAAUGUAAUUGAUGUCAGCAUGACCAUCAACCCUAAGAAGACUAACUAAAUUGUUGUUGAUUGAAAAUCCGAAUCCAAAGCCUAAUGUAAUGCGUACAGACAAGGUAAGGCUUCAUAAUCCUGAAUAAUAAAAAGGCCUUUUCCUACGCCUUGGGAUGUUCUCUUGCUUUUGGUGCGCUUUGCUUAGGGUUUUGAAAAUGGUUUUGAAAAGAGUCGUCACUGUAAAUUUUUUAUUAUGAGUAUCACGGAAAUCUCAAUAUUGACUCCAUUUUCAAAUUAGAGCUUGUA
Molecule: messenger RNA, 1865 nt
Organism: Chenopodium quinoa (quinoa)
Lineage: Eukaryota; Viridiplantae; Streptophyta; Magnoliopsida; Caryophyllales; Amaranthaceae
Product: probable indole-3-pyruvate monooxygenase YUCCA5
Exons: 3
Coding region: 99-1367 (422 amino acids)
Biological process (GO): auxin biosynthetic process
Molecular function (GO): flavin adenine dinucleotide binding; NADP binding; N,N-dimethylaniline monooxygenase activity
Source: RefSeq, a predicted model, not a curated record